AUGAGCAGCAAGAGGAAGAUAGCCGACGAAGAUGAUGGUGGAGGAGCCAAUCCCGUUGCCGGAUCAUCCUCAUCGUCCUCAAACAUCAAAAAGAAGAAGACCUCCCACAAAAAACAUAAAGAAGAACCAAUUGAUCAUGCCACUGCUGUCGCAAAUACUCUGGCAAACUUGAACUUUGAGGAAAGGAAAAUCCUAGAUGAACUCAGAAAACAUCCAAAUGGUCUACCACAAGCCGUUCUUCAACAGGCUCUGCCUGAUAUAGACCUCAAGGACUUGCUCGAGUCCAUCAACAGCUUGAGUGUCAAACAGGUCGUUGAAUUCAUUUCACAUGGACGAGAGCUAUUCUUUAGAGCAAAGUCGGACGAGGAAUUCAAAAAGACUAAAGGACUGUCAGAUGAAGAACUCAUGGUAUACAAUGUCAUCAAAUCGGCUGGAAAUCGUGGAAUCUGGGUCAGGCACAUCAAGGAAAAAUCAAACCUACAUGAGAAGUCAGUUACCAAAUGUUUGGACAAAUUGAGUAAUUCACUACUUGUCAAAUGCAUGACUUCUGUCAAGUUCAAAACACGUCGUCUCUACAUGUUGGCCGAAGUCAUGCCAUCUGUAGAAGUCACAGGUGGUGUCUUUUACACUGAUCAGGAAUUCGACACAGAACUGGCUGAUCAAGUGUCUCUUGUUUGUCAUCAUCACAUCAUAAACAAGACAUACUGUGACGGAGACAUGCUGAAACCACGAGAUUCACGAUAUAAAAACUGGGCUACAGCACAAUCGUGUCUCAAAUAUGUGGCUGGAUUAGGCGUCCUCAACAAUACAGAUUUGAGCGUCGAAGAUAUUGUCCGUGUACUCAAUCGUCUGGUGUAUGAUGGCAAAAUCACCCGAUAUAGACGAGAUGGUAAAUCCAAUGAAAUCAUCAAAGUAAAAGACGAACCAGUAAAGCCCGCCAAGGCUUCCAAAUCAACAAAAAAAGGAGCAGCAGCCAGUAAGAAGCCCACACGAGCAGCAGCACGACGAGCAGCAGCAGCCCUAGCAGAAGACUCUGAUGAAAACCAAGAUGAUAUGGGAUCUGAUAUAGAAUUACCUGAACUUGAUCCAGACGCACUCAAAGAUGAAGAAACAGGAGGAUAUGGACCACGUGAAAAGAAACAGCCACCACCAGCAGAAGACAGCAACGAUUUCGAUGACGGAGACGAUAUAGCUGAAGCACUAGCAGGAGAAGUCGACAUGUAUUAUUAUGAAGCUAUACGACCAUCAGAGUAUCGAGAAGAGAUUGGAAAAGAUGCUCUACCGUCCUUCUUCCAACCAGGUGAAAAGGGACAAGCACCACGAUUGCCUGGUAAUGAAUGGAGUGGUCGGUGGUCUGCCUUGUCUUCUGUGCCAUGUGGAACUUGUCCAGUUGCUUCAUUUUGUAGUGAUAAUGGGCCAGUCAAUCCUAGCAGUUGUGUUUAUAUUACGAACUGGAUGGCUGAAUGGUGA
Synchytrium microbalum is the source of this 1470-nucleotide messenger RNA. RefSeq lists its product as uncharacterized. Gene Ontology annotation, cellular component: RNA polymerase III complex. The record is from RefSeq and is a predicted model, not a curated record. Lineage: Eukaryota; Fungi; Chytridiomycota; Chytridiomycetes; Synchytriales; Synchytriaceae. The transcript has 6 exons. Bases 1 to 1470 code for a protein of 489 amino acids. Gene Ontology annotation, biological process: transcription by RNA polymerase III.